Annulohypoxylon maeteangense is the source of this 3605-nucleotide messenger RNA. RefSeq names its product P-loop containing nucleoside triphosphate hydrolase protein. Lineage: Eukaryota; Fungi; Ascomycota; Sordariomycetes; Xylariales; Hypoxylaceae. The transcript is spliced from 2 exons. Gene Ontology annotation, molecular function: nucleic acid binding; ATP binding. The record is from RefSeq and is a predicted model, not a curated record. Bases 73 to 3519 code for a protein of 1148 amino acids.
UGUCUUUUAUUAACAGCGAGGGCACUUUCCGUCCAAAUGCCCUCGCACUGAUGCAUCUCGACUAUAAGUGAGAUGUCUACUCUUAAAGCUGUUACAGUUUCAAAUAAGAUCGUUAAGAGAAAGAGAAAGAGGCAGAACGCCGAAAGUACUGAAGAUGCUGAAGGCGGUGAUCUCCCGGAAGGGUUAGAAGGGGGUUCAGACGGCUUGAAAUCUGUAAAACCAGGGAAUCAUGUGGCAUCCCAGCGCCAGAAAAGAAAGAAUCUGGAGGUUGAGUGUCUUAUUGAAUGGCCACAGGCGUUCAAGGAUUUAGAUAAGACCCAUCGGGCCCUAAAUCUGGUUUUUACAUUCUGCUCUACACGGAAGCAUCUGGCGACGACAUUCGAUACGAUCCGCUCUGCAGUCGAGUCAAAUACGAAGCGCGAGUUAACGAUCGAGGACAUCGCUGCCAUCGUAGCGUUACGACCAGAUGGUAUAAACUUUAGCUACGUGGAUGAACUUCAGUUGCAGACAGACAUCAAGGGAGCUGAAAGAGAUUCGACGUUUAAGUCUGGCAGAUCAAAGGACAUUACUGUCCAAGGCCCCGCUCCUGACGCCUCCGUCGGUGGUUAUACUGGUUUGGAUAAACUCGGUAGCCAUCAUCCCGAUGACUUCCCUCCUGGCGGUAGCGAAGUUUUAUACUUUGAGUUUGUCGACGGUGAUCUUAAAAGACAAGUCCAGAACAAGAAAACUGGAGAGCUCAGUAAUCCCAAUAGGCGACUUCGAGAUGAGGAGCUGAAGAUGCCUGUUUACAGCCAGAAGCAACUGACAACUUUGAUUGAAAAGCGUAACCAGAAAUUCACGAAUGCGGUGAGUUCCUUUAUAAACCGCUGUGUAGAUGAAAACUUAGACCCCGAAAUAAUACUUCGCCAAGAAGCGGUAUCAUACAUCCCAAUCCCUUCUCAAUCCGAAUCUACUACUCCUAAACCUGAACCGAGUACUAUACCUAAAUCAAUACCAGAGGAGAGAAAGAGCAUUCCCGAAAUCAUCCAGGAACUCAAAGGUAGCUCAUGGUAUACAAAUCAGAUAGUACCAGACGGGCAUCGCGUAUUCGAGGCGCAAGAACCUGUUUUCGGCGAGCUCGAUUUUCUAUUAAGCCAGGACAUGGUGAAUGCGCUAUAUAAUGCAAAAGGAAUCACUCAAUUUUACGCCCACCAAACCGAAGCAAUCAAUAAUCUCCAAGCCGGUCACCAUGUCGUCGUUUCAACCUCUACGAGCUCUGGAAAAUCUCUGAUUUAUCAAUUACCUGUCCUACACGCGCUAGAACAGGACCCUCAUACUCGAGCGAUCUACAUUUUCCCUACCAAGGCGCUAGCUCAAGACCAAAAGAAGAGCUUGAAGGAUAUGCUGGCAUAUUUCACGGGACUAGAAAAUGUUCUCGUUGAGACCUUUGAUGGCGAUACUCCCAUGCACGAUAGAAAUCAGAUCCGCGACGAGGCUCGUGUCAUAUUCACAAAUCCUGACAUGCUUCAUCUUACGAUUCUCCCGCAGGAAGAUAGGUGGCGGAGUUUUCUUCAGAACUUGCGCUAUGUUGUCGUUGACGAACUACACUAUUAUAACGGUUUGAUGGGAUCCCAUGUCGCAUUUAUUAUGAGACGGCUUCGACGUAUAUGUGCUGCCGUUGGAAACCGAAAAAUCAGAUUUAUAUCAUGCUCUGCCACGGUGGCAAACCCACAGGAGCACUUCAAGACAAUUUUUGGAAUCGAUGAUGUGCAUUUGGUCGAUUUUGAUGGAUCUCCGUCCGGUCGAAAGGAGUUCUUGUGUUGGAACACACCUUAUAAGGAUCCUAGUGACCCGACAAGCGGCCGCGGAAAUGCCAUAGCUGAAUGCGCUCGAUUAUUUUGCCAACUAAUUCUCCGCGGCGUUCGUGUGAUAUCGUUCUGUCGUAUAAGGAAACAGUGCGAAGAGCUUGUGACGGCUGCCAGAUCCGAAUUGGAAUCAUUAGGUCGUCCAGAAUGCAUGGCCCGUGUAAUGGGAUAUCGAGGUGGAUACACGGCGCAAGAUCGUCGAAGGAUUGAGAGCGAAAUGUUCGAGGGCAAGCUUAUGGGUAUUAUUGCGACUACCGCUCUAGAACUAGGUGUUGAUAUUGGCACCUUGGACUGCGUUAUCACAUUGGGAUUUCCGUAUACCAUUGCGAAUCUGAGGCAGCAGAGUGGGAGAGCUGGCAGAAGGAAUAAAGACUCGCUAUCCGUGCUUGUUGGAGAUUGCUUUCCGACCGAUCAGCAUUAUAUGCAAAACCCGGACGAGCUCUUUACCAAGCCUAAUUGCGAGCUUCAGGUCGACUUGAAUAACAUGCUGGCUCUGGAAGGUCACAUUCAGUGCGCGGCAUACGAAAUGCCAAUCAAGCCUGUUGAGGAUGCUAUUUAUUUUGGCAAUGACCUGUCAAAGAUUGCGGAAGAACGCCUAAUUAAGGAUGACAUGGGGUAUUACCAUUGUCACGAUAGGUUCAGACCCAUGCCAUCCAAAUUCGUGGCCAUUAGAGAUACGGAAGACGACCAUUUCGCAAUUGUUGAUAUAUCCCACGGAAAAAACAUUGUCCUUGAAGAAUUAGAGGCGUCGAGAGCGUUUUUCACUAUUUAUGAUGGCGCUAUCUUUUUACAUCAGGGCAAUUCGUAUUUAGUGCGCGACUUCCAACCUGAGAGGAAAAUCGCGAAGGUUGAGAAGGUUACGGUGGAAUGGACGACGCAACAACGAGACUUCACCGACGUAGAUCCAGUGGAAACAGAAGCUAUUCGUAAAAUCCCAGGUUCUCUCUCACGCGCGUUCCACGGCUCGAUCCGUAUUACCCAGAACGUGUUCGGCUAUUUCAAAGUCGACAGGAAACGUCGCAUCCUCGAUGCCGUUCAGGUCGAUAAUCCCCCGAUAAUUCGUCAUAGUAAGGGUAUGUGGCUCGAUGUUCCGAAGCAGGCCCUCGAGAUUCUCGUCGACCGUCGUCUCCACGUGGCCGGUGCCAUACACGCCGCCGAACAUGCGAUUAUUAGUAUGAUGCCCAACUUCGUCAUAAGCUUACCCGACGACGUUCGGACGGAGUGUAAAUCUGGGCUGAAGGAGUUCGCGCGAAAAGAAACUUCGAGAAAGAGACCUGCUAGGCUGACAUUCUACGAUGCGAAGGGCGGGGCGAAUGGAUCAGGUAUUAGCACGAAGGCGUUCGAGUUCAUCGACCUACUCCUUGUCCAAGCGCUGGAAAGAGUCCAGCACUGCCAUUGCCAGACGGGCUGUCCGGAGUGCGUCUGCUCGGAAUUCUGCAAGGAGGCUAACGAGGUGAUGAGCAAAGCCGGAAGCGAAGUCAUUAUCAAAACUUUGCUAAAUAUGGAAAUCGACGUUGAUGCCCUCCCGAUGGGGCCGGAGGAUAUGAGCCCAGCUCUUAUUGAGACGGUGGUUCUGGCGAAGCCGGUGCCCUCGCGAGGGAAUAGAGCCGGUGAUGUUAUUACAGUAGAGGAUGAGGAAGAGGAGGGGGACCACGAUGUUAUUGUUGUCGAUUAAACCGAUGAUCAACUGGUCCAAGCAAGAGCUAACCGCGUGUAGGAUAAGAAGCUAAGAAAUAAACUAAUUACCUACUAAGAUGAAAC